GCAACAUUCGCAUGCUAGAUAAGGUCUGUCCUUUCUUUUGGCAGGAACAUCGAAGAGUGAUAGGAUAAGUACGGCAAGGCUUGCAACAUGACAAAUAAAAAGCCGAAGACCGGCCGAACUCGCCGGAACAAGUCUAAAUCAAAGACUGACAUCGGAGAAGUCAUAGAGUCAAAUCCGGCACCGACACCAAAACCUAAAACCAAACAGAAAAAAAAAUUAAAUACGGACAAAACUAACAAUCUUGACCAACAAAAGCUGACAUUUGAACAGAUACAUCGUCUGCAACAAACUGUGCUCGAUUUUAUAAAAGGAGACGAGCUGUGCCAAGAGAUAUUCGGCUUAAGCAAUAUGGAGCGUAAAGAGAUACACCAUUUUGCUAGGCAGCAAGGCGUAAAAACGCGCAGCCGUAACGAUGCCGGCGACCGAGUGCUAACACUCAGCCGCAGCAAUACCUAUCGCUUGAACGCGUGUCUCGACAAUGUGAGGCUGUCGGUGACCUUGCAGUUCCGCCGUGUUCUUCACAAGGCACUAAACGAGCUGGGCCGCCGCAGGACAGUGCCCAUGCAGUCGCAACGUCGCAACGAGUCGCUCGUCCAAACUGGAGGUCUGCUGGGCAUACCGCGCGUGCCGGCACUUUCGCGCUGCACUAAUGCAACGCUGACUGCCGAACGCAAGGAUCUGCCCAUAUAUACAAAGCGCAACCGCAUUUUCCAACUGCUUGAAAUGUCGCAGGUACUUAUUAUUAACGGCGCCACAGGCUCCGGCAAGUCGACCCAAUUGCCGCAGUAUCUGCUCGAGGAUGCGGCAGCCAUGAAUAAACCGGUGCGCAUUGUGGUCAGCCAGCCGCGCCGCAUUGCCGCCAUCAGCGUGUCCGGGCGCAUUGCCGAAGAGCGUGGCGAGUCGCUCGGCGACACCGUGGGCUAUAUAAUACGCAUGGAGAGCAAGUACAGCAAUAAUACUGUGCUGUCACUGACCACAAGUGGCUGCCUGCUGCGCACCCUGGCCAUGAACGGGUCCGAGUUCUUUGAGAAUACAACACAUCUGGUUAUUGAUGAGGUCCACGACCGCGAUCUGGACACAGACUUCCUACUACUAGCCAUUAAGUUAGAGCUCGAGCGUAACAAAUCGCUCAAGGUGAUACUCAUGUCGGCCACCAUGGAUCUGUUGGCCUUGUCCAAAUACUUUGAUGAUGCACCCGUCCUCAAUGUGGAGGGUCGUAGCUUCAAUGUGCGCGUCUAUUCGCUGGAGGAUAUACUGCACAUAACUGGCUACUUGACUCCGCAGAUGUCGAGUCUGCUGGGCAAUCACAAGAAUCUUGAGGGCGAGCAGCUGUUGCGCGCCUAUUCCCUGGCUCACAACAUCAACGAGAUGGAUAUUGACAACUCGUUGAUUGUGUCGCUGUUGCAGGUGCUGCUGCUCAUGGGCAUGAAGGGCGCCGUUAUUGUCUACUUGCCUGGCUACCAGGACAUGACCAAAUUGAUGGAUCAGCUGCAAACGGCUCUGCCCACGGACUUGAUCAAAGUCCUGCUACUGCACAGCCAGGUCGACAGCCAGAGGCAGAGGGAUGUCUUUCGUGAAUAUCCAAACGUCCAGCUCAAGGUGGUGCUCAGCACCAACAUUGGCCAGACCUCGAUCACCAUACCCGAUUUGCUGUAUGUGAUCGAUACGGGUCGCGUCAAGAUGAAGACCUACGACCCAUCGACUAGCGCCUCACAUCUGGCCUGCACCUGGAUAUCCAAGGCGGACGCACAGCAGCGCACCGGACGUGCCGGCAGGCGUAAGGAUGGCAUUUGCUAUCGCCUGUACAGCAACGCUCAGUUCGAGUCCUUCAAUUGCUUCACCGUGCCGGAGAUUCUGCGCCAUACUCUCGACGAGAUCUGUCUCUUGGCCAAGAUUGCAGCCCCGAACAAGCCCAUCGAACAGUUCCUGGCCCAGGCUCUGGAUCGUCCGCAGCCCGCCGCCAUUGCCCAGUCGUGCGCCAUGCUAAAGCUCUUGGGCGUGCUGCGCGAUGAGGACGAAAGCGUCACCCAGCUGGGCCAUAUCAUAGCCCAGCUGCCGCUGGAUGUGCAGCUGGCGAAGUGCAUGAUCUAUGGCAUCUACUACCAAUGCGUGGGCAGCCUGAGCAUCAUUACCGCCUACUACUCGGUGCGAGAUCCGUUUGUACUGCCCAGCGAUCGCUCCGGACGCACCGAGCAGCGCAAGUCGCGCGACUUCUUUAGCAUUGAGACGUCCAGCGAUUCGAUUGGGGUCCUUCAACUAUAUCAUGCCUACAUGUCCGCUGACACCAGGGGCAGCCGCGAAAUGGACCGAUUCUGCGAGAGGAACUGCCUCUGCCGCAAAUCCAUGGAUAAUUUCGUCUCAGCUGUGCACACCCUGCGCCUCACUCUGACGCGCUUAAUCAAGUUCGUAGACAUGCGUAUGGCCUACAGGUAUGACAACAACUUAAACAUGGUCCGGCUUGCUCUGGCAGCUGGCCUUUAUCCGCGCAUCGUCUACGUCGAUCAUCCGCGUCACUCCCGUCUGGUCGACGAGAGCGAUCCGCGUGUCCAGCUCUCUCGCAACUCUAUCUUGCCGCUAUGUUUCGCGAAGCGCGCCAAGAGCAACAUGAGCGAAUGGCUCGUCUACGUGGAGAAGACCCGCUCGGCCGGCCUCGUCUCGCACAUUGAGCAUGCCACGCUGAUCAGCACCCUGAUGGUGGCGCUGCAAUGCGGCAAGACAGUCAAACUGGAGCAAUAUGUGCCGGAGCUGCUGUUCCACGAGGACGAGACCUACAAUAAAGUGGAGCAAAGCAUCCUGCGCCUGGACUCCAACCUCAGCAUUCGCCUCUCCACUGAGCUGGGCUCCAACCUGAUCAGGCUGCGCUCCCACAUUGCCCGGGAGUUUGAUGAAAUGGUCGCCUCCCGCACCAUGGUGCCCUCACGCUGUCCAUCCGUCGACUAUGUCCAGAGACUGCUGGCCCUCGACACCGACAUGUCGGGCCUAUCGGCCACCGACAUUAUAUUUUACUAAAAAGACGACAGUUUUUAACUUAGCCAAGGUCAAAUGGCCUUGCAGCUUAUUUAUGUUUUUAGUUGAAAUUUGACUAAAACUUUCCAUUUCAAUCCAAGUAUGGAGAAUGCCAAACAACUGUGACAUGGUGACUUUUGUUGCCAUGACUGCAUUUUCGAUAUUUUUUUGUAGUAUUUAGUGUACCAAUUGCAAUUCUGUGAAAUCAAAGGACUAGUCAGAUCCACUCAACCACAACACCAACGCAAUAAUGUCUUGAACAGCCUUGACUCGAACUACAGCCACUCACUGUAAAUCCCAUCUUGAAUUGUCAACACCCACGUGAAUCGAUUCAUCAAAUGAAGUCUAUAUCAAAGUAUGUACGCAUGAUAUAGAUGUGCAUGUUGACAUUCCGAAUGUAUUUGUAUGUCCUAAGAUAUUUCAUUUCAAUCAUUUAUGUAUAUAUGUAUACAUGUU
This is a messenger RNA of Drosophila arizonae, 3462 nucleotides long. Its product is annotated as 3'-5' RNA helicase YTHDC2. Gene Ontology annotation, cellular component: intracellular anatomical structure. Gene Ontology annotation, molecular function: RNA binding; helicase activity; ATP binding. The record is from RefSeq and is a predicted model, not a curated record. NCBI's taxonomy places the organism in Eukaryota, Metazoa, Arthropoda, Insecta, Diptera, Drosophilidae.